This is a messenger RNA of Bacillus rossius redtenbacheri, 3531 nucleotides long. Its product is annotated as kinesin-like protein KIF11-B. Gene Ontology annotation, cellular component: mitotic spindle; nucleus; spindle microtubule. The transcript has 18 exons. The coding region runs from base 243 to 3392 and encodes 1049 amino acids. The record is from RefSeq and is a predicted model, not a curated record. NCBI's taxonomy places the organism in Eukaryota, Metazoa, Arthropoda, Insecta, Phasmatodea, Bacillidae. Gene Ontology annotation, molecular function: microtubule binding; plus-end-directed microtubule motor activity; ATP binding. Gene Ontology annotation, biological process: microtubule-based movement; mitotic spindle assembly; spindle elongation.
GUGAAAUCAAGAUGGCGUCAGCGUUACCAAAUCGUUUGCGCAUUUUUUCUUCUUAAUACGACCACUUCUUUAAGUUGUAGCAUAACUUAAAGUGUCUAAUUUCUGUGAUAUAUUUAUCUGUGAGUUGUUUCAAAUGUUUGAUCGUUGUAAAAGGCGGCUUUGUUUAGUUUUAAUCGUUAGAAAAUGAAUCAGUGAACCGUCAAUACUGUGUUAUUAAGUAAGGUUGACGUUUAUUGCUGAAAAUGGAGGGAAAAUCUGUGAAGGAUAGUCAGCAAGUUAGAGUGUAUGUCCGUGUUAGGCCACUGAGUGUUUCAGAACGAAGAGGUAGAAAUGAAUCGAUUGUAGAUUGCUCUGGCAGCAAAGAAGUUAGGGUUAGAGAUCGAAGUCAUGUUGUCAAACCAAAGGUUUUCAAAUUCGAUCAAGUGUUUGGGCCAGACUCAAAACAGAUUGAUGUCUACCAUUCCAUAUUGAAUCCAAUGAUGGACGAAGUCCUGUCUGGCUACAACUGCACUGUUUUUGCUUAUGGUCAGACAGGCUCGGGGAAAACCUUCACCAUGGUUGGAGAGCGAAGCAGUGAUCCGACAAUUUCGUGGGAUGUCGAUCCUCUUAGCGGCCUCAUUCCCAGAGCUCUUAGUCACUUGUUUGACAAGCUGGCAAAUGUUCAAGAAAAUUACGUCGUUCGUGUGUCGUAUCUAGAACUGUACAACGAAGAGUUGAUAGACCUGCUGUCCAAAAAUGAUGAUGUACCAAAACUAAAGUUGUUUGAAGAUACCAGUCGCAAGGGCGGCGUUAUCGUCCAAGGCCUCGAAGAGGAGAAAGUGAGCACCAAGGAUGAGAUAUACCACAUUUUGGAAAAGGGCUCUGAGAAAAGGCAGAUGGCUGCAACUCUCAUGAAUUCUCAAUCCAGCCGAUCACACACAGUGUUCACCAUCACCCUGUGCAUCAAGGAAAUACUGUCCGACGAGGAAGUGAUCAAGACCGGCAGGUUGAAUCUGGUCGACCUGGCCGGCAGCGAGAACAUUGGCCGCUCAGGGUCCAUCGAGAAGAGAGCUCGAGAAGCGGGGAACAUCAACCAAUCGCUGCUCACUCUGGGCCGAGUCAUCACUGCUUUGACGGAAAACGCCCCUCAUAUCCCGUACAGAGAAUCUAAACUGACGCGGCUACUUCAGGAGUCUCUUGGUGGUCGCACAAAAACUUCUAUCAUCGCCACCGUGUCUCCUGCGCUGUCCAACUUGGACGAAACCCUGAGCACACUCGAAUACGCGUUCCGUGCUAGAAAGAUCGUCAACAGGCCGGAGGUCAACCAGAAACUGACCAGGAAAGCUGCGAUAACGGAUUAUACGGAAGAAAUAGAGCAUCUGCGUCGUGAUUUGCUUUGCAACCGUGAGAAGAGCGGUGUGUACCUGGGUUACGAAGACUACAUGCACAUGCUGACAAACCUAGAGAUGCUGCAGGAGGAGAACGAGCACAAGUUGGCGAAGAUGGCAGCACUGAAUGAAGAGCUGAAGGCCAAAGAGGAGCUGUGCAACAUGUUGUCCAUGAAGAUUGACAGGAAGUUCGAAAAGAAGCAGGAGCUGGCCGGUUGCCUCUCAGAGGUCGUCACGGAAUGCUACGAGAAGGGCCACCUGCUCGAGGUGCACGCGGAGGCAGAAAGGCGGUUGACAGAAAAGAUCGAGGUGGUGAAGUCUGUAGUGGAUGAGUCGUCGUCUCACAUCUACAAGCUCCACGACAAGCUCUCCCAAGUGGGGCAGGUGAGAAAUGAAAACAUAGAACGGUGCAAAAAUUUCAAAAAUGAUGCACUUCAGAAACUUUUAAACGUUGAAAACUGUUCCAUGGAACUGCAGGCGACAAGCGACUCAUUCUUUACUGAUCUGAAGACAACAAUAAGUGGUAAUUGUGAGAAGAGGAAUCAAGCCUGCCAAUCUUUGCAACAAACAAUGUUGUCGUGCGUAACUGAGCUCGACAAUAAAAAACGUGAAUUUGGUCCUGAAAAUUCUGAAUUCGUUAAGAAGAUUGAAGAAAUGGGACAACAAAUUGUUGACUGUGUUCAGGAAGCAGGGAGUUCUGCUGCGUGUGAGUGGCAGUCUUAUUUGGAACGUUUUGAUUCUGCAGCGAAACAUAUUGAAGAUCAUGUUCAGGCAGUGCAGAAUGAAACUGAGCCACUUAAAAAUCUUGAGAGGUGGCAGUUUACAAUGCAGUCAGACAUUUCUGAGAAGCAUGAGACAUUACAAGAAAUGAUGAAACAGUAUCGAGACUUAGAUUUUCAGGAAAACAUGUGUCUGCAAAGGACACUUGAAGACAUGAUUGAACAGCAACUGCAAAUGAACAAGGACGUGGAGCGCCUGGACGCCCACCUCGGGGAAGUGGAGCGGGCGCUGCGAGCGGACGCUCCUUGUCCGGAGGAGCCUGCAGCUCUGAGCGAGGACCUCGCGGCGCUCAAGACCUCCAUCCUGGAGGCGUUCGGCCAGCAGUCGGAGGCGUACCGGGAGCAGAGCGAGCUCUGUGUCCAGCAGAGCAACCAGUUUGCGUCCCAGAUCAGCGGGGCUGUGGCAAACAUUGCACCGCACCUUACUGUUGCUAUGGAAAACGUGUCGUACCUCGCGUCGGCAACCUCCGACAUUGUCAAGAGCAAUGAUGCCUUGUGGAACGAGUGUACCGAACAGUGUCAGAAAGAGAUGGGCAACAUUCGUGAGUGCCUUUGCGGGGGUCAUCAAGCAAGAAUACAGCACACAGAAACUCUCAGCCGUCUUGUGGAAGACAAGGUGUCGGAGUGUACGUCUGUGAUAGGUCAGCAAGAUGCUGACCUCGUCAGGAUGGCAGACUAUUUGUAUGGCUCCUUGGAUUCACAGGUUGACAGGCUGGAAAAUAAAUGGAGUCGUAAAAUUACACUUGAAAUUGAACAGACAAAAAAUGUUGUGGAGGAUUUUGUGUGCAAUGGAUUGUGCAAAGAGUUCCUAACAGGGGAAACGCCGGAGAGGAAAGAAUUCCAGUAUCCUCGCAACAUGAUGCCGCUCUCCCCGGAUGAACACAUUUUGGAAAGAUUCCGUGCUUCGGAGGACUACAAUCCUUCAGAUGCGGCCGUAGAGGCAGAGAUCGUCAACUCCAGCCUCACAGAAUCCAGCUCUUCAGGUGCCAUGACCGCUCCCUCGCAAAGCCCGCUGGCCAAGAGCCUCGACAAGGAGGAAUUUGGACAGCAAGAGAGAGCAGUCUCCACCAACGAUAUUCCGUCAUCGUCCCUGUCGGCUGACCUUGACCGUACCACCAUCAGCGAACCAGUUUUCCAUUCUCAGGGAAAUGGAAAGGAGAAUCGAGUGGGUGUAUGUGCAAAGAACAAAGCUGCAAACAAGCAUCCCAAGAAGGCUGUAAAAAAAAUUUUGGUUUCAAAAAAUUAAAUUAUGCUCAAUUAUUUCAGUUAUCAUAAAUUACUGUAUUUUGUUUCAAUUUCUAUGCAAUGAUAUUUUAUACGUGUUUUUUAAACGUUUUAGUCCCAAGUGCAUUCAUUCGAGACAAAUAAACAUUAUAAUGUAGUCA